AGAAUUCUGGAAUGGUAAUUAAAUUUUCAUUGAAUUAAAGUAUAAUAUUAAAAAAUAUUAAUUAAUUAUAUGCAAUUUUUAUGACGAGAGUUUGAAUAGAAUUGAAUGAAUUAAAUUUAGUGUAAAUUUUGUAUGAAUGCGUGCACGCGAGUGUUAAUAUUCUAACUAUAUUUAAUAUUUAUGUAUAAAAUAUUAUAUAGAAAACAACGCAGGAGCAUUUAUUACAUAUUUUUAUAAAAGUUAUACUUGCAAGGAAAAGAAAAUUAUUUUAUUGAAACCUGAGAUUAGAGCCUUAUUUGCUUUAUCUUGUCCUAUUAAUUAAUUUAAAUUAUUUUUUGUACAAUAUAACAUUAUUUUUCUUGUCAUCUUUGAUUAAAUUUGAUAAAACUCGAUGAGAAUUGCACUUUUUUUUACCAAAAAAUGAACAUUAAUUUAUAUUAAUGUACACACUCCAAUAGUGUAAUAUUUAUUAUGAUUAUGUUUUCUCCUUUUAUUGCUAGUUUAUUAGGCAAAUUAUAUUCCGGUUUGUAAUUACUUGCGCUCUUUUUUUAUUUUUUAAAUGUUUAUAUUAUUUAUUCAAAAAUAGUAAGAUAUAUUUAUGUAAGUGUGUAUAUAUGGUAUGUUGUGUGUGUGUGUGUGUGUGUUUUAAUUUUAUGUUAACUGUACCGUUUAACUCAAUGAUAUGGAGUCGAGUCGAUGACGAGGACAACGACGACGACGAGGACGAUGAUAAUGACGACUGACGUUUCGUUGUCGCUCGUCGACGGGCGCCGAUGAAAAGUCGAUCGAUCCGUGCGGGGGUGGAUCGACGGGAGCUUCUCUUUUUGAAACGUGGCCCAUCCCUCUCGGGCAACCGGUAACCCCCACCAGUGGCGCUUGCGCCCCAACGUUUCCUAUAAGAAGCUGAAUACUGCUCGCGCGGAUUUCAGUCUGAGCCGCGGUACCGGCGCCGUGGUCGUGAUUGUGCGUUAUAAAUCAUCCCCUUCGAGGACGAUAUUUUCGGUCAUGAUACUCCCCGGCCUCGAUUCAGAGUGAGAGGGAGACGAAAAGAGAGUGAGAGAGAGAGAAAGAGAGCGAACGAACGAGAGGAGCUCUUCUUUUUCGUCCUUUUUCUCUCCCGCCAUCGCGAUAAACUAAGCAGCGUUGUCGCCGUCGUCGCCGUCGUCGUCGUCGUCGUCGUCGUCGUCGUCGUCGUCGACGUCAGCAACGACGUUGCUUCUCCUGGACGAUCAGCGUACGUUGACAUAAAAAGAGAAUGACAGCAUUGCGAACGGCAGUAGUUCUGCCUGUUAUUGCGUGAACGUGGAGGGUGGAGGUCCUACGGGAUUGCUCUCUACUGAACCCCUCAUCUGCGCGGCAUGUGAUUGUGUCCUAUAUGUGUCAUUUAACUAAUAGUGAACGCAACUCUCUUAUGGUGAUGUUGUUUUUUGCGUUGCUAAAUAGUGAGAUCGUCGAAGGAGACAGAACGCAAUCGCUUUUCGGUGUUCGAUAGCGGAUAUGCGACUACCAGAUUGCAAGGUGUUAACAACGAGUCACUUGAAUAAUUCAGCUUCCAUAGCCAAAAUGAACUUACGUAGGAUCCUGCCGUGGAUGUGUUAUUUCUUAAUUACAAGCGAAUGUUACAACGCAAAGAAUAGAGGCGAGGACGGUUCUAAGCUGAUACGCAUCGAUGGUGAUAUCAUCCUCGGCGGAAUUUUUCCGAUGCAUGAACAAGUUGCAGGCCAAUCACCAUGUGGGGCUGUGAAAGAAGAGAAAGGUAUGCAACGAUUGGAAGCCAUGUUGUACGUUCUGGAUCAAAUUAACGCGGAUACAGAACUUUUGCCGAAUACAACGCUCGGUGCUCUCAUCAUCGAUUCUUGCAGCAGCGACACUUAUGCUUUGGAUCAAAGUAUGGAAUUUGUCAGAUCAUACAUGAAUCAAGACAUAUCGGAGUACAAAUGCGAAAAUGGCAAGACGCCCACUUACGUUCCUCACAAGCCAGUAACUGGUGUGAUAGGUGCAGCAUUCAGCGUGGUCUCUAUUAUGGUCGCCAACAUCUUGCGGCUUUUCAAGAUACCACAAAUAAGUUACGCCUCUACCAGUACAGAACUCUCGGAUAAAAGCCGGUUCGAGUAUUUCAGCAGGGUAGUGCCGCCGGAUAACUUUCAGGCGCAAGCGAUCGUCGAAGUAAUCCAUCUGCUCGGAUGGAAAUAUGUUUCCACAGUCGCUGUGGAAGGCGAGUAUGGUGAAAAGGGCAUUGCCAGUUUCAUCGCCCUCUCGUCGGAGUAUAACAUCUGUGUCGCAGUAAGCGAGAAGAUCCUGAGAAACGCUAAGACCGAGGAUUUCGAUAGAAUAAUCGAACGACUGAGCUCGAAGCACAACGCCAGAGGAGUCAUAAUAUUCGUCGACGAGGAUAACAUAAGAAAGCUGCUUCAGGCAACGGUAAGAGCCAAUCGCACAGGCCAUUUCAUGUGGGUAGGUAGCGAUUCAUGGGGCGCCAAAGUUCACCCCGUUCGGGAUCAGGAAUUCGCGGCGGAGGGUGCUAUCACUAUCCUGCCCUAUAGGAAUGCCCUCAAAGAUUUCGAUGACUACUAUUUGAAAUUGCGACCAAGAAUGGGCGACGAGUGCGGUGGGCAGGCAGAGAACAAUGUUCCCCAUAAGUUGGACGGGAAGAUAAUAAACUGCCGGAAUAUUUGGUUUCGAGAAUUCUGGUCGCAGCAUCACAAGUGCACUUUCAGCGCGAACGCGUCAAGCGACGUGACACGCUGCACUGGCGUAGAAAACCUCGUCGAUUACGAACAGGAGGGUUUGGUGCCUUUUGUUGUGGAUGCAGUUUACGCCAUUGCGCACGGUGUUCAUAAUGUUAUUGAGGAAGAAUGCGUAAAUAAUUUGGGUACGUCACAUUAUCUUUGCGAAUCGCUUCUACCAGCACCGGAUGGUCCAAGACUUCUCCAACACAUUCGCAAUGUCACUUUCAUCGGUCGCCAAAACACGGAGAUUAAGUUUAAUUCUGAUGGGGAUGCCUACGGAUUUUACAACAUCUAUCAAUAUCAAAGAAAAGACGAGGGUCGUUUCGAUUACACCCUUAUCGGUAUAUGGAGGGAAGAGCUCUCUCUAGACAUUAAUAUGACACGAUGGGCGACCGGAGUCGGCGAGUUUCACAUUCCACGUAGCAUGUGCAGCGAUAACUGCCCGAUGGGACACGUCCGCAAUUUUGUAGAACCCUGCUGUUGGAGUUGCGUCGCCUGCCGAGAAGACGCCUACGUAUACAACGACACGUGCAAGAACUGCAAUCCCGGGUAUGCACCGAAUCCCACGAUGACUGGCUGCGUUAAGCUCACCGCCGAAGUUAUACCUUGGACAAGUCCCUGGGCGCUGGUGCCGUUGAUAUUCGCAUCCAUUGGAAUCCUCAGUACCCUUUUCACCACCGUCGUUUUCAUACGAUUCAAUCGCACUCCAGUGAUUAUGGCAUCGGGACGUGAGCUAUGUUACGUUCUGUUGGUAGGGAUUCUCUCUUGUUACGGCAUGAGUUUCGUCAUACUGAGCAAGCCAACCAUAUGGAAUUGCACAUACCUUAGGAUUGGCCUCGGCCUCUGUCUCAGUAUAUGCUAUAGCGCGAUUCUCACGAAAACUAAUCGUAUAUCGCGAAUAUUCAACCAGGGCACGAAGAAGAUCAAGAGGCUCUCCUAUACAUCGCCCAAGAGCCAAGUGGUAAUCGCUAUUGGGAUCACCGCAGUGCAACUCAUCGGCACUAUCGUGUGGCUGAUGAUCGAGCCGCCGGAUACCACAGAAAUCCAUCCAUAUCCGUUGUCCGCGGUGCUUACAUGUCGGGUGUCCACGUUCUCGUUGAUGAUGUCCCUCGUCUACAACAUGUUCCUAAUUCUAAUGUGCACCCUGUAUGCCUUCAAGACCCGCAAGAUCCCAGAGGACUUCAACGAGGCCAAAUAUAUCGGCUUUACCAUGUAUUCCACGUGCAUCGUCUGGCUGGCCUUUGUGCCCAUCUACUUUGGCACCAACAACGAUUACAAGUCGAGCGGACGGCUGCCUACGUUGCAGGUUCAAAUCGCGAGCAUGUGCAUGUGUAUCAACAUCUCCGCCUCGGUCGCCCUUGGCUGCCUCUUCACACCCAAGGUCUACCUAGUGCUGUUCCAACCUUACAAGAAUGUUCGCCCUGGCCAUCCUAACACGGGCGGUUUGCAAAGUGGCAAUCGUGCUGCGUACAGCAUGCGCUUCGCCGGUGGUCGCAGCCAGACGAUGCAAAGCGUGACCUCAGGCUCGCGCAGCAGCCCGCCGAUGUCCCGCGCCCCCGCGGGACGUGCGGACGAGCGAAAGCACGCGAACGGUGAGACCCAGGUGCUGGCGAGUCCGUCGGUCGAGGAAACUUCCGUUAGCUAGGUCGCUCUCAUACACCUCCCUCCCUGUCCAGAGCAUCGGGCGAGGACCGAGGCGGAGGUGUAUGUCAACGGUGACGACGACGGCGGUGGUGACGGCGACGGUAGCGGCGGCGGCGGCGACGGUA
Monomorium pharaonis (pharaoh ant) is the source of this 4498-nucleotide messenger RNA. Its product is annotated as metabotropic glutamate receptor 8. Bases 1498 to 4374 code for a protein of 958 amino acids. Gene Ontology annotation, molecular function: adenylate cyclase inhibiting G protein-coupled glutamate receptor activity. The transcript has 16 exons. Gene Ontology annotation, cellular component: membrane. NCBI's taxonomy places the organism in Eukaryota, Metazoa, Arthropoda, Insecta, Hymenoptera, Formicidae. The record is from RefSeq and is a predicted model, not a curated record. Gene Ontology annotation, biological process: regulation of synaptic transmission, glutamatergic; G protein-coupled glutamate receptor signaling pathway.